This is a messenger RNA of Sarcophilus harrisii (Tasmanian devil), 2520 nucleotides long. It is a transcript of the gene WNT9B, whose product is annotated as Wnt family member 9B. Gene Ontology annotation, molecular function: cytokine activity; frizzled binding. Lineage: Eukaryota; Metazoa; Chordata; Mammalia; Dasyuromorphia; Dasyuridae. Gene Ontology annotation, biological process: canonical Wnt signaling pathway; cell fate commitment; neuron differentiation. Gene Ontology annotation, cellular component: extracellular region. The record is from RefSeq and is a predicted model, not a curated record.
AUGGGGAGGGGGGCUAGCUGUCUGGAAGAAGCGGCUGAGUCCGCACCCCUCUGCUCCCGCACCCCCACCCACUCUGUCUUAAAGCCCCGCGGGGAGCAGGUGGCGGUCGGGGUAGCCAAGCUGAGGAGCGCCGCCGCCGCGCAGCAGCAGCAGCCGGGCGCCCAGGGAGGAGAUGAGAGCUGGAGCGGCGCCGCCGGCACCAUGCGCCGCCCGCCUCCGCUGCCCCUGGCCGCACUCUGCCUCUUGGCGUUGCCAGCAGCCGUCGUCGCCUACUUCGGCCUGACAGGAAGAGAAGCUCUAACUCCUUUCCCUGGACUGGGUUCAGCCACGGCUCCCCUGCAAAGCAGAGCCCACCUGAAACAGUGUGACCUGUUAAAACUUUCCCGCAAGCAAAAGCAAUUAUGUCGGCGAGAGCCAGGCCUAGCUGAGACCCUGUACGAUGCUGUGCACCUGGGUGUCCUUGAGUGCCAGGCCCAAUUCCGCCAUGAGCGCUGGAACUGUAGUCUGGAGGGGAGAACAGCGCUCCUAAAAAGAGGUUUCAAGGAGACCGCCUUCCUCUACGCAGUGUCCUCAGCAGCCCUCACCCAUGCGUUGGCCCGGGCCUGCAGCGCGGGCCGAAUGGAACGCUGCACCUGUGAUGACUCCCCUGACCUGGAGAACCGCCAAGCCUGGCAGUGGGGUGUGUGUGGGGACAACCUCAAAUACAGCACCAAAUUCCUCAGCAACUUCCUGGGGCCCAAGAAGGGAAGCAAGGACCUUCGCGCCCGGAUGGAUGCUCACAAUACCAACAUGGGCAUCAAGGCUGUGAGGAACGGUCUUAAGACUACAUGCAAAUGUCACGGUGUCUCGGGCUCCUGCGCCGUUCGGACCUGCUGGAAGCAGCUCUCCCCGUUCCGGGAGACGGGCCAGCUACUAAAGCUCCGCUAUGACUCUGCCGUCAAGGUCUCCAGCACCAGCAACGAGGCCUUGGGGCGCCUGGAGCUGUGGGCCCCCCCGCGGCCCGGGCACCCGGUGAAGGGCACAGCCCCGAGGCCCGGAGACCUGGUGUACAUCGACGACUCCCCCAGCUUCUGCCGGCCCAGCAAGUACUCUCCGGGCACGGCCGGGCGCACUUGCUCCCGGGAGGCCAGCUGCGACAGCCUGUGCUGCGGCCGGGGCCACAACACCCAGAGCCGACUUGUGGCCUUCUCCUGCCACUGCCAUGUGCAGUGGUGCUGCUAUGUGGAGUGCCAGCAGUGUGUGCAGGAGGAGCUGGCCUACACCUGCAAGCAGUAGGCCUGGGUUCCCCUCCCGAGCGUGUCAGGGAUCGGAGACGCUCCUUCUGGCCCGGCUUCCGCCCCUGCUAAGGGCGGGCACCUGGAUGGACUCUUGCUCGCUCUGACACCUUCCUGCUGCUUUCUACCUUGGCUCCUUCCCCUUCCUGCCCAAAACUUGUCAAGGAGAAGGGAGGAGACGCAGGACCCACUGUGUGUGAGUGUCCCUGAUGUGCCAAAGGAUCCCAGGAGGUUGGAGGACCAGAGAAAAAGGGGGUGUAGGACAGGGGUGACCAGGAGGAUGCUGAGGAGUCUAUCUAGGAUGAAUGAGGUUUGGGAGCUCGAGCAGUCAGGAGGAAUCCCCAAAGAGAAAUGAGUAAAAUUCACAGAGGGAAGAGUUUAGCUGUAUUAAAUACAAGAUGCAAAGAUAGGACUUCGUGGACAUAAACACUGGGAAUCCACAGAAGCUGACAGUCAGUUACAAAUACCUGGGCCCUGGGAAAAAAUAUUCCAUAUAAAGAGAAGAAUUCCUGACACUUAGAACUGUCCAUAAGUGGCUACCUUAGAAAGGGAGUGUCCUGUCAAGGGCAAGGUAAAUGACUACUUGCCAGUGAUAUUGUAGAAAGUGAAUGUUCCUAUUCAGGAUUAGAUGACCUCUAAAAUUCAGUCCAGCUAUGAGAAAAUGUCAUCCUGAUAUUUUCAGUCAGGAAAUUUAGACCAGUAAAGUCAGGAAUUUUUAAUUCUAUAAUGAGAAAGGAAAGGAAGCCAGUUGCUAUUAGGAGGGAAAGGAGAGCUUGGCUAGGGUGAGUCAACAGCUUUUUCUAAUAUUAUUAGCUGGGUUUGCAAUGAUGUUAUACUGCUGAGACAGGGUGUCCUUGCCAAGGAUCUGGUUUGAUCUUUUAUAAUAAUACCCAAAUGGUAGUAAGGAGAGAGACCUGGAUAAUAGGAGUUGCCUUUAACAAUUUUCAAACUGGAAAUCACCUGCACAAAGAAAUUCUAAUUUUUUUAAAAAGUUGAUUCCUAUAUACUUCCUCUGAUCUACUGCCCCAUUUCACAAACACUCCAAAGAAGAUAAAUACCCCAGUGGCCACCCAUCUGGUGGCCAUCAUGAAUAGUGGCACUUUUGGGGUAUGUGAUGAGAAACUAUGGGUAGUUAUUUUUUGUGAGAUAUUGUUUUUAGAAGUUAUAGAUUUAGAUCUGGAGAUGACCUGAAAUAUCCUCUAGCCCAACUUCCUCAUUUUAAAGAUGAGAAAACUGAAUCCCAGAG